ACAAGUGGGGGCGAUAAUGUGGCGGAGGUGUUGAAAGAGACCCAGCUGGUUUUGUUAGGAUUCAAUAUACAACAGUGAAUUAUCCACUAAUUUUUUCAAUUCCAUAAACGUGUAAAUUACUACGACAUUUAUACCAUUUUUUUACCACCGCUGGGCGACAAAUGGAGGGUAAUUUAUGAGUGUAGAGGGCUCGAAUAGGGAUUCUGGAGGUCAGUGGGGGCUUGAGGUGUCGUCCAGUCUCGUCUGGAGUGGCACGAGGUUUCAGCAUUAGGGAAUUAUCUUGAGAAGGGGUGGAAUACAUUUUUGGAAUAAUUUUAUUGCCCUAUCGGUUAUCAUGGCUGAACUUUUUCCCUUCGAACUUCAUGAUUGUGAUACUGUGGUACGAGAGGAGUCUGAUGAUGAUGUCAUUGAGAUUGGAGAGGGAGAGUACGACUCCAAUCCAAAUGUGAACAAAAUAAUCGAGGCUGAUGGGUGUGAAACUGUUGCCAUUUCUGAACAAAAUGUCAACCGUGGAAGGGAACGUGCUGGUCCCGAGGACUUUGAAUUGUGCAAAGUCAUUGGUAAGGGUGGAUAUGGAAAGGUUUUCCAGGUGAGAAAGGUCACUGGUAACGAUGCUGGAACUAUUUUCGCAAUGAAGGUGCUCCGGAAAGCCUCGAUAAUUCGCAACCAAAAGGACACAGCGCACACAAAAGCAGAAAGAAAUAUUCUGGAGGCAGUAAAGCACCCCUUCAUCGUAGACCUCAUGUACGCCUUCCAGACGGGGGGAAAACUCUAUCUUAUCCUGGAGUACAUGUGUGGAGGUGAGCUUUUUCGUCAUCUCAACGACGAGGGUAUAUUCCUCGAGGAGACAGCCUGCUUCUACGUGUCAGAGAUAAUCCUGGCCCUUCAGCACCUCCAUCAACAAGGUAUCAUCUACAGGGAUCUCAAACCGGAGAACAUUCUCCUGGACGCGGAGGGACACAUCAAACUGACAGACUUUGGCCUCUGUAAGGAGCACAUCCAGGAGGGCUCGGUCACACACACCUUCUGCGGAACAAUCGAGUAUAUGGCGCCUGAGAUACUUACGAGAAGUGGACAUGGAAAAGCUGUGGACUGGUGGAGCCUGGGGACCCUCAUGUAUGAUAUGCUGACAGGUUCACCGCCCUUCACCUCAGAAAACCGACGGAAGACUAUCGAGAAGAUUCUCAAGGGCAAGUUGAUCUUACCUCCUUACCUCACCCACGACGCAAGGGACCUCAUCAGGAAGCUCCUGAAGCGACAAGUUCCCCAGAGACUGGGUUCCGCAUCCUCAGACGCUGAACAGGUCAAGAAUCACCUGUUUUUCAGGCAUAUUAACUGGAAUGAUGUUAUCUCCAGGAAGCUUGAACCCCCCUUCAGACCCAAAUUGACCAGUGAUGACGAUGUCUCACAGUUUGACAAGAAAUUCACUAAUUCUGCCCCUAUCGAUUCACCCCCCGAGUACACUCUCAGCGAGAGUGCCAAUCGAGUUUUCCAGGGAUUUACCUAUGUGGCACCGAGUAUUCUAGAGGAUAUGUAUCAACCUCGUGUGGUACAUGCCAGGAGCCCUCGUAGGAGUCAUCUGAAGAACUUCUCACCUCGAACUAAUCAUUUUCACCAUCAUCACAGGCAUAACGGAGUCGGCCACAACAGCAUAGAAGACGCCGAAAUGAUAGAAAUAGGUUAAUAAUUGUCUCUAAUUAACGAAAUAAUUGAUUAGCCCUAGAUUACCAUGAACUCUUUAUAAUUUUCUCCCAUAGAAUCAGUCGAGGUUCCACGAUCCUUCGAUCUCAGGGAAGGAUAAAACUAAUUAAUUCAAUAAAUCCCUUUGAUUGCCCAUUUUAGUGGAUAUCCAUUGCUGACAUAUAAACAUUUUUUUUAAUAAAAAGAAAAUGGUGGAGGAAUCUUACGUGGAAUUGUACUCGACGAAUCUGGGUCUUAGCAAAUUUAUUAUCAUAUAAAUAAUUUUUUCUUUCUUUUAAUUCUUUACUGGUUAUACUGAAGCAAUUUUAUCAUUAAUUAACGGUUGUUCAUCGAUUGAUCGAGCCUCUACGCAAUCGAUUGCGGGAAACACAUAAUUUUUCCGAAAAAUGGAAGAAAAUUGACGAAAAUUUUAUUGAGAAAAUAUUGAAGGCUGAUUUCGUAUGAAUAAGAGUUCCUAAACGCAAUCAUUGGAUUUUUUAUGAGAAAUAGUGAUGAUAAUAAAUAGUAAACAGUGUGGAAUUAACGAGAAAAAUUAUUUGUCAAUCUAAACAGAUGGAAAAAACAACUUUGCCGCAUUUUUUUUCAUCUAUUUCGAUUGAUCCGUAAUUGAUUCAUUGAUAAUUGAAUUAAUUGACAUGUAAUCGACCACUUAAACACGAUAACUGCCCAAGUGUUCAUGGAUUAAUCGUCAUAUGACGAAAAUCACCCGACUUUUGUUCAUUUUUGCAAACGAAGUGGCGAAAGAAUUUGAUGAAAAAUCAUUCAUUUCCUUAAUUGAAAAUUCGUAACUGAGAUGAAAUAUUCUCAAAUGUAAUAUUAACAAAUAAUUGAUAAUUAACGAAUUGAUCCAGUGUUUGAAUAAUUUUAAGAUCAUUUUUUUAAAUGACAUCAUCGAAAUGGAAACUACAAUUUUUAGCUUUUAUUUCUGUUUUCGCUUCAACUUCAUUUUCAUUACAUAAACAAUUGAUUAUUGAUUUGUGAAAUUUCUUCCGUUGAAGCGCUGGAUAAGUAAAUAAUUAGGAGAUGAGAAUAUGGUGUGAAUAAAUGAAUAAUUAAAAAUCAAUAACUUAUUAUCAGAUAUUCGAUUUAAAAUUAGUUAAUAAGAUGUCGAGAUUUCAAUGAUAAUGAAUAUUUUCUGUUUCGUAAGGGGGAGGACCCACAAUUAAUUCACACAUUUUGGUAACGAAAAAUAUGUUGUGCUUAAUGAAGUAAUGCUGGGGGAUCUGUCGAGAGCCAUUGGAGUGAUUAUGCGGUUUAUAAAAAAAAUUUAUUUUGUGGUUUUUGAGGUUUUCUGGGAUUUUUUUUCGUUAUUUUUAGGUGCAAAUUACGUACUGAUGGCUCUUUUCAUUACUAUCUGCGGUAUUUAGGUGAAAUUGUGUAUAAAUACUAUUCCGUGGAUGGAUUUGAUGGAGAUUUUGAGAUAAUUUUCGAGAAUUUAUUUCACCAGUGGUGCCAUUGGUGGGAGGGAAGGGGAUUUUAAGGUAAAUCAGAUGUGCAGUGAUUGCAAUAAUUAUUUAUUGAAAUGAGAAAGCGCGUGGAGCACUAACCGAGUGCAUCCCCAAGUGGUAGAUCCGACGAGGAUGAGUACUUUCACAUUAAAGUGAACAUAUUGACAAUGAGAGAUUGAAUGUAAUUGAAUAUGAAUUUGUUUGUUUAACAAGUGCGUAUAUCUGUUUAAAUGAUCGAGGUACAGAGAAAUACUGUAAGAAAAAAAUAUUCACCUCGAGGCGACGAUUAGGGUAAAAUGUACUACACCAAUGUACCACAAUUAGGAGUGACGAUAUUUGCAAUUGCAAAUUGUCGAUAAUUCCAUGUUUGGAACAACUUGUUGAAAGCGUCAUAUUAGUCGCAUUUCAACAAAAUGGAUUUCAACAAACAAUCAAUUGUAGAAAAAAAUGUUCGUCUCAUGCACUUCCACAUGUCUCCCUCUAAACAUUUACCUGAACCUCUGAAAUUUUCGAGGAUAUCAUCAUCAAGUAAUGAACUGCAAUUGUAAAAAUGUUCAACCAAUUGCCUGCGGCAAUCUCCAUCUAAUUCAUCUGUGGAAAAAUUAGAGAGAAGAGGUGGGUUAACAGUAAUUACCAUUUUAGAUCGUAAUUUAGUGAAGGAAUGACAAUGAUAAAUGCGAAAAAGACGAACAAGAUGAUGAUAAAAUAAACAAAUUAUUAAUAAACAAUUUCCCCUGAGGCUUCUCUAACUAAUCCAUCGAAUUAACACUCAUUUAAUCAUUAAGAUUACUUAACCUGGUAAUUAUCAUGUUGGUUAAUUAAUAAAUUUUUUUUACAAAUCAUUGAUGUGAGAAAAUUCGUGAUAAUGAACAUUGCCAUAAAUAAUUAACAAUAACAAUCGAUGAAAAAAUUAUUAGAAUCAACAAACUGCGUUUAUGAUUGUGUGAACAACAGUAAACAUUGGCGAGUAAUUCAGGCAUUGUUAAACUUUGCCUUAGAUUUUUUGACACAUUGACAGUUUUUCAAAAGUUGAACUAUCCAAAAAUUUAAUAAAUCAAUAUUGGUAAAAAUUGCAGGAGUAAUAGCAUUCAGUGGAGAAAACUAUUAAUUUAUUUUUAGUGAAAAAACAGUAAUUGAUAUUCAAUAAUUAAUCAAUUAAUAAGCUAAUUAAUUAUUAAAGUAUUUAUUGACAACUAAUUGGCUCGUCACGUACUAAUUGAUUCAUUCAGAUGUUCGAUAAUGAAAAUGCCGGUCAAAUUUUCAAGUAAAAGUGCGAAAAAUUUUAAACAAUUUUUUUCUGAAUAAUUAAAUUGAGUGAAAUGUUUCAUAAAACACAAGUGACUUAUAUGCUUCCAUUUAUCAAUUAUAAUUAACAAUUUUUUAGCUUCUAGAAGAGAAAAAGUUAUGAACAAAUAGAUGAAAUAAAUGAGAAAAAAAAUCGUUGAAAACGUUGACAAAAUGAACAUAAAAACUGUUUCGUCACCCGAAGAUUGUGUUGUGCCCAGCACCCGAUUGUUCCGUAAUUUAUUUUGUUGACAGUUACCAAGAGAAUCAUUGAA
This is a messenger RNA of Diachasmimorpha longicaudata, 4708 nucleotides long. RefSeq names its product ribosomal protein S6 kinase beta-1-like. Gene Ontology annotation, molecular function: protein serine/threonine kinase activity; ATP binding. NCBI's taxonomy places the organism in Eukaryota, Metazoa, Arthropoda, Insecta, Hymenoptera, Braconidae. Gene Ontology annotation, biological process: signal transduction; peptidyl-serine phosphorylation. The transcript is spliced from 7 exons. Bases 335 to 1684 code for a protein of 449 amino acids. The record is from RefSeq and is a predicted model, not a curated record.